AUGGUGGACGACGCGGUAACUUUCAUCGGCUCUCCAGAGAGAUCCUUUUUGGGCACUAGUCGAGGAGAAACAGCAGAAUUUAACGAUGACACGGUUGUGUCUCUCCCGUUGCCUUUGGUAGUUCGCUCCAGCGCUCCUGUUGUGCCUCCGUUGCGUUUCAUCAAAACAAUCAAGGAUGCAAGCGUGCGACAGAAUCACAACCUGUCGUUGCUGCUGUGGAUACUGAACAGUAGCCCCAAGGUCCUGGAUCUUACCCUCGACAUACGUCAAUGCCCUGCCCCGUUCCAGCUGUUUAAGACCUGUUUUGAAAACAGUUGCAAUGCCCCAAACUACGAGUCGUUUUUGUCAGUCCAAACACUAACAAACCACAGUUUGGCGUUCAAGACCGGAAAAGCACAAUAUGAGAUAUCCGUGUUUCCUCAAAUUCUACAGAGCACUCGGAUGGAUCAGUUCAAAACCGAGCAGCUCCUCCAGCAAUACACACAGCAGUUUGCGCGGAUCCUGGACGCCUAUAAAGAUCGCAGUCAUCCAAACAGUGCAAUAUAUCUCGGUGCAAAUCUGUCGCGACUGAUACAGUGCUACGUCAACGACACAAUUUACGAUAUUGUCUACAAAUGGAGACACUGGAACCGGAUUCUAGGCCAUCAUGUUGAAUUUGCUCCGUUUUCUCAACUUGUCACCAAGUUUUGGGACUCGUACCUGGUGUUCCACGUUGGCGGCUCACUUUCCCAGUUUGAAGUCAAAAUGCGCCAUUUUGGGAGCUUCCAUUGUGACUCCAGCAAGAGAAACCUCAGGUCCAAUAAAUCAGGGAAUACUACUGUAAAAUACGGGAUAUGGAUCGACAACAUUCAAGGUGUGAUUCUUCUAAGCAACAUGAUCACCACGGAACUGAUGGAUGCAGUUCCGAGUCUAACUCUGGACCUUAUGGUUACUGAGUGUGACGAAAGUGUCAAAAAAUUGUUGCUCUUCAUCAAUUGCUGCUUGAUUGAAUGCGUCAAUCAGGAAAUGACUAAGACAGUUUGA
Messenger RNA from Lachancea sp. 'fantastica', 1023 nucleotides. Lineage: Eukaryota; Fungi; Ascomycota; Saccharomycetes; Saccharomycetales; Saccharomycetaceae. The record is from the annotation of a GenBank genome assembly.